AUGUAUUUGAAAAUAUUAAUUUUUCUCUUUUGCUCAAAUUUUCUAUUGCUAUAUUCAACAACAGAUGCUUGUGGAAUUAGUGAAUGGAGAUGUGAAACAGGAGGCCGUUGUAUUCCAACGUCAUGGCGUUGUAAUAGAAUUGCUGAUUGUACUGAUUCUUCUGAUGAACGAAACUGCACCUAUCCACGAUGUUCGGAUUCGCAAUUUGAUUGUGGUGAUAGAUGUAUACCUCGUUCGUGGAUGUGUGAUGGCGAUAAUGAUUGUGGAAAUAAUACGGAUGAACAAAAUUGUCCUCCAAGAAGAUGUUCAAAUACGCAAUUUCAAUGCAAUGAUUCACGAUGUAUCGAGGCAUCUAUGAAAUGCAAUCACGUGAAAGAUUGUACUGAUGGUACUGAUGAAGGAGCAUUUUGCAAUUUUCGUCAAUGUGAUUCUUCUACGGAAUAUCAAUGUGAUAUACAACGAUGUUUACCAUUAGCUCAAAAAUGUGAUGGUUAUUAUAAUUGUGAUGAUCGAACUGAUGAACUCAAUUGCAAUAGUACUGCAUGUUCGACAUAUCAAUUUCGAUGUGUCUCUGAUGGUAGAUGUAUACCAAAUUAUCAACGUUGUGAUUUUCGUUCGCAAUGUCCUGAUGGAUCCGAUGAAACAAAUUGCACACGACCUAAUUGUACAACGUCACAAUUUCGAUGUUCCAAUGGAAGAUGUAUUCCAUCAUCAUGGGUUUGCGAUCGUGAUGAUGAUUGUCUUGAUCGUAGUGAUGAAAUGCAUUGCAGUGCAAGACAAUGUCCACCACAUAUGUAUCCAUGUAAUGUAACUGGUCAAUGUAUUGAUAUAACAAAAAUAUGUAAUGGUCAACAAGACUGCAGUGAUGGUACAGAUGAAAGUUCACAAUGUGGUACUCAACUUUGUGGUUUGUUAUCAUGUGAACAUGCGUGUCAACCAACGCCGGAUGGUCGUGGUAAAUGUUAUUGUCCACUUGGAUUUCAAAUUAAUCCAGUUAACAAUCGUUCUUGUAUUGAUGUUAACGAAUGUGAAAUUUGGGAUGAAUGUGAUCAAGAUUGUCAAAAUACAAUUGGAUCAUAUGUAUGUACUUGCCGAGCUAAUUAUACACUUGAAGUUGGAAAUCGAUGCAAACAUAUUAAUAGUGAUAAUAUGAAAAUGUUUGUGGCUAUAGCAAAUAAAAUCUAUGAAAUCGAUCGGCUUCGUAAUGCUCGAAUAAUUUAUACUGGUCCAGAAAAUAUGACUAUUCACGCUGUUGAUUAUCAUUAUCGAAAUCAAUUACUUUAUUUUGCAGAUCCGUACGCUCAUAAAAUUUAUUCAUUAUCAUUAUCAUCUCUUAUGUCACCUGCCCAACUUGUUCUUGAGAAAAAUAUUCGUAUGCCAAUGUCGAUUGCUAUUGAUUGGAUAACAAAUAAAAUGUAUAUCGUUGAGACGGAAUUAGCACGCAUUGAUAUGUUUUCAUUGGAUGGUAAAAUGAUGAAAACCAAUAUAGUUAUCAAUAAUAUUUAUGAACCAAGCUCAAUAGCCAUUGAUCCAAUAGCUGAGUAUUUGUUUUUUGCUGAUGAAGGCGAUUCAUUUAGAGUAUCAGCUAAAAUUAAUCGAUGUCUUCUUGAUGGUUCACAAUGUACAACAUUAAUUGAUCAAAAACUAAGUCAACCAAGUGAUUUAACAGUAGAUUUCAUUAAGAAAAGAAUUUAUUGGGUAGAUCGAUCUUAUGAUCAUGUUGAAAGUUGUGAUUAUCAUGGAUCACGAAGAAUAACAAUAACAUCCGGCAGUCAAAAUAUUCCAUAUACAGUUGGCAUUGAUUUAUUUGAAAACAAUCUCUAUUUAACCGAUGAUGUUAAAGGUGCUGUUUUACAACUUCGACGUCAUUUCAAUUCAAACACAACAUAUUUUCAUAAACCGGAAUCAUUUAUUCGACCACGAGGAAUAGCUGUUUAUCAUGAAACACGACAACCACAUCGAAAUGAUCCAUGUAAUGGAACAUACAAUGGCGGUUGUGAACAUUUAUGUUUACUCGGCCGAGGUUAUUUAUUAGUAAAUAGUUAUCAAUGUCGAUGUCAAUCAGGAUAUCGAUUAAAAUCCGAUUUAAAAUCAUGUGAACCGAUGAAAGAAUUUCUGCUCUUAUCUCGAUUAAAUUCGAUACGUGGAGUUGAUCUUAAUCGUGAUUCAAAUAUUGAAGCUCGACCACCAAUCAUACCUGACCGACGAACUGCUAUAUCAGAUUCCGUAUUUGAUUAUGAAGAAAAAACUGUUUAUUUUUAUGCUCAACGACAACAAAUGAUUUAUUCAUCGAAAAUGGAUGGUGAAAAACCAGUACCAGUGACGACAUCAAAAAUAUUUCCUAUGGUUAAUGCUUUAGCAUAUGAUUGGUAUUCAAAAUUACUUUAUAUGACAUCAAUGGCCAAUAGUCAAAUUACUGUUGUUCGAAUGAAUGGUAGAGAUUUUCCACAACGUGUUCUUGCCAAUGGAACUAUUGGCAUACAUGGUAUUGCAUUAGAUCCUUUACAAGGAUAUGUGUUUUAUUCAACGAUUGCACGUCCCGCAAAAAUCUAUCGUAUGCUAUCUGAUGGAACGAAUCGUAAUGUGAUAAUUCCAAAUGAAUUGGGCGCACCGUAUCAUUUAACAUGUGAUUAUUCAGCAAAACGUCUGUAUUGGACUGACGGCGCACUAUCGCGUAUUCAACAUUCGGAUUAUAAUGGUCGAAAUAUUCAAUCAUUACGAGGACGAUUGAUAUCACAUCCAUUUGGAAUUGCAAUUUAUGGGUCUCGUCUCUAUUUCACGGAUGCUACAUUAGAAGGUGUAUUUGAAAGUAGUAAAACAUACAGUGGUUAUGCAUCGCCUGUUCGAUCAAAUGUUCCAUCGAUUACAACAGUUCGAGUUUAUGCUGAAUCAUCUCAACCAAUAAAUAUUACACAUCCAUGUCGAAGAAAUAACGGUGAAUGUUCAGAUUUUUGUUUUCCAAGACGACAACAAGAUACUUUAACACGAAUAUGUGGUUGCCGAUAUGGCCGACAGAUUAAUCCAGCGAAUAAUCAAGAAUGUAUUGAUAAUUCUCAAGCUGAACCAGAUCAAACAUCAUGCAAUGGUCGAUUUCAAUGUCGAAAUGGUCGAUGCAUUUCACAAAGUUAUAAAUGUGAUGGAGAUGAUGAUUGUCAUGAUAAUAGUGAUGAACAAAAUUGUCCAGCUGGUACACCAACCUGUGGAACAAAUCAAUUUCAAUGUCGAACUAGUGGCAUUUGUAUUAAUAAACAACUGAUGUGUGAUGGUUACCCACAUUGCCACGAUCGUUCAGAUGAAUCUAAUUGCACUCAAACUUGUUCACAAAAUCAAUUUCGUUGUGCCACAGGAAAAUGUAUUCCCAAAUCGUGGAUAUGUGAUAAUGAUAAUGAUUGUGGUGAUUCGAGCGACGAACUAAACUGUCAAGAGAGAACAUGCGAUUUAUUAACACAAUUUGCUUGUACUCAUACAGCUGGAAAAUGCAUUCCAAAUUCAUGGAAAUGUGAUGGUCAAAAUGAUUGUGGUGAUAAUGCUGAUGAGCUUAACUGUCCACCGAUAGCUUGUGGUGCUGGACAAUUUUUAUGUUCAAGUGAUCAUUAUUGUAUUAAUGCAACUCGACGAUGUGAUGGCAUUGCUGAUUGUCAAUCGAUGGAAGAUGAAAGAAAUUGUGCUGGAUCAACGCCAUCGUAUUGUCGAGCAGAUCAAUUUCGUUGCGGAUCAACUUGCAUACCAAAUAAUUGGCGUUGCGACGGUCACCGAGAUUGUGCGGAUGGAUCUGAUGAACCAUCAAGUUGUGGCGCACGAAAUUGCACAUUAAAUGAAUUUCGUUGUUUAACAUCAGGUGAUUGUAUUCCGAAAGGAUGGAUGUGUGAUAACGAAGAUGAUUGUGAAGAUAGUUCAGAUGAAAAUGCAGAACAAUGUCAAACGGCAUCUUUUUCGUGUCCCGAAAAUCAAAUGGUAUGUCCUAGUACAACAAUACAUCAAUGUGUGAAUAUCACACAAGUUUGCGAUAAUAAACCUGAUUGUCCAGGUGGUGGCGAUGAAUCUCCAUUGUGUAAUAAUCAUCAAUGUUCAAUUGAUAAUGGUGGCUGUAGUCAUGCAUGUCAUCGAUCACCAUUCGGUGUUCUAUGUCUUUGUCAACCUGGUUUUCAUGUACGAAAUACUACAGGCUAUAAGAAAUGCGAAGAUAUCAAUGAAUGUGAAGAAAAUCCUAAUACAUGUCAUCAACAUUGUUUAAAUACAAAUGGAAGUUUUAUUUGUGCAUGUAAUGAAGGAUUUGUAUUACAAGCAGAUGGGCGCAGUUGUAAAAUUAUCAAUGAAACUGGUAUUCGUUUAUUAACUUUACGCCAAUCAACAAUGGAAUGGUUUUCACCAACAAUGCAAACCUAUGGUCAAAUUAAUCUUGGUUCUGAUAUGCGUUAUAUUACUGCAUUUGAUGUUGACAAUCGAACGAAUACAUAUUUCUGGUCAGAUCUAGGAGCAAAAACAAUCUACAGUCGUACGGGAAGAGCUAAUAAUUAUACCAAACUUAUUACAAGUGGUAAUAGUUACAUAGGUGAUAUAGCAUUUGAUUGGAUUGGACGUAAUUUAUAUUGGACUGAUUAUAUGCUUGAACAUGUUGAAGUUGCAACAGUCGAUGGUCGUUAUCGUCGAAUAUUAUUUCAUGAAAAUUUAACAAAUCCAUGGUCACUAGCAAUUGAUCCACGUGCUGGCGCUCGAUAUUUAUUUUUAACCGAUUGGGGUACAAAUCCACGUAUUGAACGAGCUAGUAUGGAUGGUCAACAACGUAUUAGUAUUGUUAAUAAUUCAAUUGAAAUGCCCAUCGGCUUAACACUUGAUCUAAUGCGCGAAGAAGUUUAUUUUACUGAUCACCAUUUAAAUUUUAUUGAAGUUGUAUCAUAUAAUGGUGAACAUCGACGAAAAAUUCUAGCAAAUUCACAUUUUCUACAUGGUCCAACAUCAAUUGCUCUUUUUGAACAGUAUCUCUAUUGGUACGAUUCAAAUUCAAAUGAAGUAAGACGUUUGAAUCGUUUUGAACAUGGUAUUAAAGCACAAAAACAUGAACGAGUAUUAUCAAGAUCCAGAAUAAAUUCGAUGAAAAUUUCACAUCAAAUUUAUCAACCAUUUGAGUCGAAUCCCUGUCAACAAGCUCGUUGUUCACAAUUAUGCCUUCUGUCUAAUGUUGCACCAGCUGGUUAUACAUGUGCAUGUUCAACUGGCUUCUUUCUUGAAAGAGAUCAAAUCACAUGCUCGAAAGAUUAUUCACCAUUUAUUAUUUAUAUGAAACGUGAUAUUAUUGGUGGCAUUAGUGUAAGACAUGAUCAAAAGUAUAUUGAUGAAAAUUCCAAUUAUGAUGAUUUAUGGGAACGUUUCGUUCCGGUAACUGACGUCCAUAAUGGUUAUGAGUUUGCAUUUGAUGAAGCUAAUGAAACAAUCUAUUGGGCACAAAUUAAAAGUUUCUUACCCGAUGCAACUCCUACAUAUGAGAUCCGUCGAAUUAAUUUCGAUGGUACCAAUGAAACUGUUUUUUACGGUGAUGAUGAAAUAUUAGUUGGUAUGGAAGUUGGCACAAUGCAAGUUGAUGCUGUCGGACGUAAUUUAUUUAUUGCUAAUAUUCGUCAUAGUCGAAUUGAUGCAAUAUCAUUGAACGGUCAAUAUCAUACAGUAGUAUUUAGUGAGCAUGAAAAUGCUACUGGUAUAAUACGACCGAUUGCACUUGAUCUUGAUACAAUAAAUGGUUUUGUUUAUUGGAUUGAUCUUGGUGGUGGACAAAUUCCACUAAAAAUAGCCCGUGUUCGUUUUGAUGGAAAAUCUCCUGAAAAUGUAGUUGUCGAUAAUCUUCUACAACCAAAUUAUAUUGUUUAUAAUCUUGAUCUUCAUUGUGUAUUUUGGAGUGAUUUCGGUUUACAAAAGAUUUCCUAUCAUUGUAUGGAUUCAGGUGAUACAAAAGUGCUCGAUGUAGAAGUAAAUCAUCCACGUGGCUUUGAUUUUCUUACUCAUCUAUCGCCUCCAACAUCAUCAUCUGUAAUAGCUAAUGAAAAUGAUGAUAUAACGUCAACGCAUUAUUCAUUAUUUUUUGUUGAUAAUGAAUAUGAAGGAGUUUAUAAGAAAUGGUUUGAUCACCGUUUAAAUCCAGUAACAGAUACUAUUCCGGUACGAACAAAUCAAGAAGAUCCAAAACAAGUUCGCGCUUAUCCACGUUAUGAAGCUUUCAAUUCAUAUUGUUUCUAUGGUUCAUAUUGUGAACAAAUUUGUUUCUAUAUUGAUACUAAUCAUGGCGAAAUACCAACAUGUGAUUGUGCUAUCGGAUAUAAAUUAAAUAGUGAUGGAAGAACAUGUUCACCUAAAACAGAACAAUAUAUUGUUUAUAGUACGCAUUCAUUAUUAAGAGCAUUUGACUAUCGAUCCAACGAUUCAGCAAGAGAAGAUGUUAUGCCAUUGAUUCCUGGUAAUAACAUGGAAAUGCUUUCGGUUCGAUAUUCGAAUCGCGAAUUAUAUUGGAUAAAUGCAAAUCGUUUGAUUCGUCGAGCAGUUUGGACAAGUAAUCGAACAUGGAAUAUCACAAAUUAUUUACGAAUAAGUGUUGGAUCUCAAGCAAACGCUAUUCUUGGUCUCGCGUUGGACUGGAUAUCAGGAAAUUUAUAUGUUUCUUAUGUAUCAAAUUCAUACGGUCACCUAGAAGUGAAUCGUCUUGGUACAGAUCAUCGAUUAAUUUUACGAAAAGGAAAAAAUGAAACAAUUUACGCUAUUGCUGUUAAUCCAAAACGAAGAUUUCUCUAUUGGUGUGAUCGUGGUGCACGUGUUCGCAUUAGUCGUUCGUUCUUGAACGGUGAAAAUGUUACGUAUCUAGUAACAUCACAAAUAAUUCGACCAGAAUCAAUAACAAUCGAUUAUCUUACUGAUGAUGUUUAUUGGUCAGAUUCAAUACGUGACACUGUUGAAGUUAUUUCAUGGGAUGGAAGAAAUCGUCGAACAGUUACACGUAAUAUUCCAAAAGCAAUUAGUAUACUUAUUGCAAACAAUGAUUUAUAUAUUAUGGAUCGAGCAUUUUCAUCGAUAAUGCGUAUAAAUAAAACAGUUAGUAAUAUGACACAACGUUUAGAAUCAAUAUUAACGUUAAAAACAUAUGAAGUUGGUGGUAUGGCACUAUUCGAUGAGCAACCUAAUUAUGAAUCACCAUGUCAAACAUCAACAGUACGACAACGUUUUUGUGAAGAUCUUUGUUUUGCUAUGCCUGAUACAAGUGUACCGCAAUGUGCUUGUGCAUAUGGAACAUUAAGUAUUGACCGGCGUACUUGCACACCACCGAAAGAAUAUUUACUUGUUGCAAUGGAAAAAGAAAUUCGUUCAAUGUCCAUGGAACCGCAUGGUUCAUUAACGAGUGCACCAUGGCGUGCAAUUACAAAUUUAAGUAUGGUUGUUGGCAUUGAUUUUGAUUAUAGGGAUAAAAAAAUAUUUUACACUGAUCUUCGUGCACAAGAUGUAUUUUCAUUUGAUAUGGAUGAUACAAAUCCACAAUCGCGAGUAUUAGUACAAUCAAAUGUUACUGGCCGUUCACAACCUGUGGGUAUAUCAUAUGAUUGGGUGUCGGAUCGCUUAUAUUGGACUGAUGAAAGAUACGGAAGAAUUAUAUCUUCAAGGAUUAAUGGUUCAGAAAAACUAAUUAUAGCUUCUAGCUCACAGCCAAGAGCAAUUGUGGUUCAUCCAUGCAAAGGAUUACUAUUUUGGUCAGAUGUUGGCGUAUUUCCAUCAAUUCGUCGUUCGACAUUAACAGGUAGACAAGUGACAUAUGUUAUUACAACAAAUAUAAGAUGGCCAAAUGGAUUAACAAUUGAUUUUGAUGAUGAUCGUAUCUAUUGGGCAGAUGCAUGGUUCGAUCGUAUUGAACGUGCAUCAUUGGAUGGUACAAAUAGAGAAACUAUUUCGACAGUUAUUCAUCCAUUUGCGAUAACAGUUCAUGGACAUUAUAUUUAUUGGACUGAUUGGUCUCUUCGUGGUAUCUAUCGUGCUGAAAAGUAUACUGGUGCUAAUAUGGUUGAAAUGCAAAAUGAACUUCCUUAUCGUCCAAUGGACAUUCAUGUUGUAUCGGAUCAACGUCAAAAAUGUUCUUCUUCACCAUGUAAUGUAAGCAAUGGUGGUUGUAGUCAUAUAUGUAAAACAUCAGGCGAAAAUCAAGUGGAAUGCGCCUGUCCAAGCGGGGAACAAUUAAAAUUAGUUAAUGAUCGACGAAUGUGUGUUCCAUUAUCAUCCUCAUGUGCGUCAGUUAAUUUUACUUGCCGAAAUGGUCAAUGUAUUUCGCGAAGAAAAGUGUGUGAUAGUCAAUCCGACUGUUCUGACGGUUCAGAUGAAGAUACAAGAUUUUGUUCACGCUAUACUUGUCGGCCAACUGAAUAUCGAUGUUUAAGUGGUGGAUGUAUUCCAUAUAUUGAGCGAUGUGAUCGAAAACAAGAUUGUAAUGAUGGUAGCGAUGAAAAUAAUCCAUUUCAACCAUGUGUCUAUCCGCAAUGUCCAGAAGGACAAUUUACAUGUCGCAAUUUUCGUUGUAUCGAUAAUUUUAAACGUUGCAAUGGUUAUGAUGAUUGUUUUGAUGGUAAUGCAACAGAUGAAGUGGGUUGUCCAUCUCGCGUUUGUAAUGGAACAAAUAGUAUGAAAUGUCCAAAUAAUAAUAUAUGUAUUCGAAAAACCUACCUAUGCGAUGGCGAUAAUGAUUGUGGUGAUAACAGUGAUGAAAGUUCUAUUUUCUGUCACAGUAUUCAAUGCAAUACAACGGAAUUUCGUUGUGGAAAUGGUCGCUGUGUCCCAUAUUCUUGGGUAUGUGAUGGUCAACGAGACUGUGUGAAUGGCACUGAUGAGCCAUCUGAUUGUUUUGCAUCAAAUCGAACAUGUCCGAUUGGUCUUUGGAAAUGUGAUAAUGGACGAUGUAUCAGUCCACAACAACGAUGUAAUGGUAUUGACGAUUGCCGCGAUGGCAGUGACGAAGAUGAGCGACAUAAUUGCGCUGAAAUCCCUUGUAGCUCAACACAAUUCCGUUGUGCAUCAGGUUUGAAAAAUAAUCCACGUUUAAGAUGUCUUGACCGAUCAGCUAUUUGUAAUGGAAUUGCAAAUUGUAUGCGUGGAGAAGAUGAAGCUAAUUGUACAAGGCGUAAUUGCUCAUCAAAUCAAUUUCAAUGUGCUAAUGGCCUUUGUGUACCACGUUCUUACGUUUGUGAUCAUGACAAUGAUUGCGGAGAUGGAUCAGAUGAACCUAUAUCAUGUCAAUCCCAAUAUCGAAAUUGUUCAAGUACAGAAUAUCGUUGUGAAAAUGGACGAUGUGUACCCAGAGCAGCUACAUGUAAUGGAUAUAAUGAUUGUCACGAUAAUUCAGAUGAAAAACCAUCAUUAUGUGAAACAGAACAAUGCCCAGCUGGACAAUUUCAAUGUCGAAAUAAACAAUGUAUACCAUAUGAAGUUGUUUGUAAUGGUGUAAGCAAUUGUACUGAUGGAAGUGAUGAACCAACUAGUUGUGGUGUUAACGAAUGUGCUUCAUCAAUUUUAAGUGGCUGUGAACAUGGUUGUGUUAAUACAUUGACGUCGUUUCGAUGUACAUGUCGAAGUGGUUAUAAAUUAGCGUCGAAUCAGAAAAAUUGUUGGGAUAUCAAUGAAUGCAUAGAAACACCCAGUGUUUGUCAACAGCUAUGUGAGAAUAUACCAGGUUCCUAUAUGUGUAAAUGUGCACCUGGCUAUCAAAAAGGUCUUGAUGGACGUAGUUGCUAUCGAACAAAUCGAACCAUUGUUCCAUAUGUACUCUAUACAAAUAAAUAUUAUGUUCGUACAAUUGAUAUCGAUGAACAAGUUGAAUCGACUAUUGCACGUGGUUUUAUGGAAUUAUCGAGUAUAACAUAUGAUUGGAAAGAUCAAAAAAUAUAUGUCAGUGAUCGAGUAGCUAAUAAAAUCUAUCGAAUGAAUUUGAAUGGAACACAAUCAGCAGUUGUUUUAGAAGGUAAUCAAAUGCGUUUUCUACGAGCAAUAGCUGUCGAUUGGAUUGGUAGAAAAUUAUAUCAAUUAACUGGUACACCGGAACUUCGUGUUAGUGAAUUAGAUGGUCGUUUUGGAAUAACAUUACUCGAUUCAAGAUAUUUAUCACAGCCAAAUUAUAUUGCUAUUGAUCCAUUAGUUGGCUAUUUGUUUUAUUCUGAUUGGGGUCAGCCACAUAUCGGAAGAAUUAAUUUAGAUGGCAGUAAUUUUGUUAAAAUUAUUAGUACAGAUGUAGCUGGACCAUUGGGUUUAACAAUCGAUCUUAUUACAAACCGAAUAUUUUGGAUUGAUAGACGUUUACAACGAUUAGAGUUCAGUAAUUAUAAUGGUGGCGACCGUAAAAUUGCAUUUUUGGGUCAUGAUUAUGUACCAUAUUCUCUUGCUGUUGCAUUUAUUGAUGGUUAUACUGUGUGGUCUGAUUUUACAAAUCAUUCAUUAAUUCGUGCCAAUGCAUUGAAUGGUUCAAAUAAACAUAUUCUACUACCAAAUACAAUCAAUGAAGUCAUGGCUCUUACUAUUGUUCAUCCAUCAUUGCAACCAGAAGUUCCAAAUCCGUGUGGAACCAAUAAUGGUGGUUGUUCGCAUUUGUGUUUACUAACAACAAAUCAAUCGUAUACAUGUGCAUGUCCUGAACAUUUUUCAUUUAUUAACGCUGGCAACAAUCGUACAUGUGUAUCAAAUUGUAGUUGUAAUCAGCAUCGUUGUGGUCCACCAAACGAACGAUGUAUUCCAUGGACAGCAAAAUGUAAUGGAGUCGUCGAUUGUGAAGAUGGAUCUGAUGAGCCAAGUACAUGUCCACAACGAAGAUGUCCAUCUGAACAAUUUCAAUGUCGAAAUCAGAGUUGCACACCGGUGCCAUAUGUUUGUGAUGGAAUGAAUGAUUGUGGUGAUAAUUCGGAUGAAGAAAACUGUCAAUGUCGUUGUAUGCCAGGAACAUUUCAAUGUAAUUCUGGUUUAUGUUUACCAAUGAGAUUUCGUUGCGAUGGUCAUCCACAAUGUGCCGAUGGUAGUGAUGAAUUAAAUUGUGGCAAUCGUACAUGUGCUCAUCAUCAAUUUACAUGUAACAAUGGUCGAUGUAUACCUGCGUCAUAUGAAUGUGACUUAGAUAAUGAUUGUGGAGAUAAUAGUGAUGAAAAUGCUUAUUUCUGCCGUAAUCGAUCUUGCCGUGAUGAUCAAGUUCGCUGUCCAAAUUCAUAUAAAUGUAUUUCACAUGCAUCACGUUGUAAUGGUUUUAAUGAUUGUGGAGAUAAUAGCGAUGAAAAUCCUAAUCAAUGUCCAUCAUGUAAUGAUGCAAGCCACUUCCGAUGUAAUAGUGGGCAAUGUAUUCCAAGAAGUUUUCGAUGUAAUCAUCAAAGUAAUUGCCGUGAUGGGUCAGACGAAAAUCCAGAAACAUGUGUCUAUCGUGAAUGUAGUGAAGACGAAUUUAGAUGUAAUAAUGGUCGAUGUAUACCAAAAAGAUGGGUUUGUGAUCACGAUUAUGAUUGUGGUGGAACUGAUACAUCGGACGAAGAUGCUAAUUGUGUUGCUCGACCAUGUCCGGAUGGAAAGUUUAAAUGUUCAUCGGGUCAUUGUAUAAGUAAUACAAGUCGUUGUGAUAGCUACGCUCAAUGUAGAGAUGGUUCCGAUGAAGCAGGCUGCCCACCACGUUAUCCAGAUGGUCGCCAUUGUCCAGUAGACCGUUUCACUUGUAAUAAUACACUUUGUAUUAAUAACAACUGGGUUUGCGAUGGAGAUAAUGAUUGUCGUGAUAAUAGUGAUGAAACAAUUGAAUUAUGUCGAACAGUACCUUGUAAUUCAACAAAUCAUUUUCGAUGUGCAAAUGGCCGAUGUAUCUAUCGAUGGCGUGUAUGUGAUCAUGAAGAUAAUUGUGGUGAUGGUAGUGAUGAAGACAUUCAUGGCGUAUGUCAAUCAAAAAAUCAACCAUUAGCAUGUUCAGAAUUUCAUUGUACUCAUACAAAUCUGUGUAUACGAUAUACAGAUUUAUGUGAUGAAAUUGAUGAUUGUGGUGAUGCAUCCGACGAAUUAUCGUGUCAUCACAAUACGACACUAACAUGUGCUAAUCAAACAAGCCAUUGUGAUCAACGAUGUCAUGAUUUACCGAAUGGACGAGGAAUUGUUUGUUCAUGUAAUAUAGGCUAUAAAUUUAAUAAAGAAUCAUUGAAAUGUGAAGAUAUUAAUGAAUGCGAAAAUGUUACAUUAAAUUAUUGUUCACAAAUAUGUAUCAAUACAAAAGGUGGUUACCAAUGUGAAUGUGCGGCUGGAUUUGAGCCAAGUGGAACAAAUAGAUCGGAUUGUCACGCAGCAGAUCAAACAAUUGACCUUCUGAUAUCUGAACCUGAUGAAAUUCGUCGUCUUCGUCGAAAUUCAGUAGAGGAUUCAUCUCAUUAUGGUGUUCUUGUUGAAGAUCAACAUGAGGUUGGCUUUAUUUCAAUUGAUACCAAUACUCGUAUGUUCUAUUGGGUUGAUGAAUCUGCAUUAGAAGUUUUUCGUGCACAUCUUACGCCAAGUGCAAUAUCAACAACAUAUCCUCAAUCAAUUUCGUACGAUGAUACUAAUCAUGCAAUAAUUCCCAGUAGUAUAUCUAUUGAUUGGAUAGGUCAAAAUCUUUAUUUGAGUGAUGUUGUUCAUGGCUGUAUAUGGGUUUCGAAAAAUGAUGGACGUUAUGCAGCAAAAUUAAUUACUAACAUUGAAUCACCAUGGGUUGUUACAGUUAAUCCAAUACUUGGAAUCAUCUACUUCAUUAAUUAUGAAACUACGUAUAUUGGAGAUUCUAAUCAGCAUGGCGUUGCUAUUGAGUCAGCUUAUAUGAAUGGUGAAAAUCGUACCAUAUUGGUCGAUACGGAUAUAAUAUAUCCAACUGAUUUAGUUAUUGAUUUCUAUCAUAAUUAUCGUGUUUAUUGGACAGACGAAAAGAAAGAAUCAAUAGAAUCGAUGAAUUACGAUGGCACAGAUCGCAUUGUUAUAGCACAUAUUGGAAUCCAUGCACCACAUUCAUUAGAUAUAUUUGGAAGUCAUCUAUAUUGGAUUCAUCGUGAUAAUCGUUCACUUUAUAUGAUUGAAAAAUUUGGACGUGGAAUUUCAACACUUGUUCUUGAUAAAUUAGAGUCACCCUUAUUCGUAAGAAUUUAUCAUCCGUUAAAACAAAUUCAAUCAGGACCAAAUCCAUGUGCAACAGCAAAUUGCUCACAUUUAUGUGUGCUAAAACCGAUGAGCCAAUAUGAAUGCAUCUGUCCAUUCAAUACAACAAUUCAACAAGAUACUCGAACAUGUAAUGCUCCAAUUGUUGCUGCACGUGAAAAUGUUGUACAAUGUAAUUGUUUGCAUGGUAAAUGUGUUUAUCAUGUUGAUGAAAAUUCUCACAGUCAAUUAACGGGUUGUGUUUGCUUGCCCGGUUAUAAAGGUACAAAUUGUGAUACACGUUCUGAACCUUCAAUACUAACUGGGCAUAAAUUCGGAAUUGUUAUUGCUGUAGUUGUUGGCUUAUUAUUGAUUAGUCUUCUUACUUUUGGUUUAAUUCAAUUGAAACGUAAAGGAAAACUACAAUCGAUUUCAAAUAUACAGUUGCCAACAGGCGUCCGAACAACAAUGAAUAACAUACGUAAUUUUAUUACACGUUCAACAAAUAUAAAUAUAGUUCGAUUUCAACGUUCACAAUCAUCAGCAGCAAGAGAUAUGUCAACAAUAGAAUCACCACCAGUAUUCGCUAAUCCAAUGUUUUCUGCUACCGCAUCAAAUCAACCAGCUCAAGUGUCAGCAUCGCCGAGUGAACCGGCUAAAUUAAACAUCGAAACGUAUCCACCUCCAUCAAAACCAACUCGAAAAGGUGCUCCAACAUCUCCUCCUCGUCGGCAAGUACAUUUCGAUCCUCAAAGCAAAGAAACUGAUCAUGAUAAAGCUAAUUUAGUUGUACGCAGCAGCAGCAGUAGCGAUGCAUAA
This is a messenger RNA of Rotaria socialis, 13947 nucleotides long. Lineage: Eukaryota; Metazoa; Rotifera; Eurotatoria; Philodinida; Philodinidae. The record is from the annotation of a GenBank genome assembly.